This is a messenger RNA of Sturnus vulgaris (Common starling), 966 nucleotides long. The record is from RefSeq and is a predicted model, not a curated record. Lineage: Eukaryota; Metazoa; Chordata; Aves; Passeriformes; Sturnidae.
GCCCAGCCCGGCCCUUCCAAGGCCCCAGCGGAGCCACCCCCGGCCCAGCCGCCCCCGGAGGAGCCCAAGGAGCCCAAGAAGGAAAGUGGGAGCAGCCGUGACCGUCGCCGCCGCAGCCGCAGCCGCGAUCGCCGGAGCCGCCACCGGAGCCGGAGUCGGGAGCGGAGGCGGAGCCGGAGCCGGGAGAGGAGGAGCCGGGAGGAGAGGAAGCUGUUCCCAGCUGUUUUGGGUGUCCCCAGGGAGCCCCUGGGCUCGCUGAGCCCCGAGGAGAGGGACGCCAGGACCGUGUUCUGCAUGCAGCUGGCGGCCAGGAUCCGGCCCCGGGACCUCGAGGAUUUCUUCUCUGCCGUGGGCAAGGUGAGAGGGGGGGGAAAAUUCCCAAAAAUCCGGGAAAAAUACGGGAAAAGCAUUUCCUUCAUUUUUUGGUGGAUUCUCCCCGUUUUUUUUUUUACCUGUGCUCACCUGUGCUCACCUGUGCACACCUGUCCCCCCCCCCAGGCCGAGAAGAACCGGCUGGCGGCCAUGGCGGCGCCCCUGCAGAAGGGCUCGGGCGGCCCCUUGCGGCUCUACGUGGGCUCCCUGCACUGCAACAUCACCAAGGACAUGCUGAGGGGCAUCUUCGAGCCCUUCGGAAAGAUCGACAACAUCGUCCUGAUGAGAGACCCGGACACGGGACAGUCCAAGGGCUACGGCUUCAUCACGUUCUCGGAGGCCGAGUGCGCUCGCCGGGCGCUGACUCAGCUCAAUGGUUUCGAGCUGGCCGGGCGCCCCAUGCGCCUGGGCCAGGUGAGCGAGAGGCCGGACGGCGGAAGUGACGUCACUUUCCCCGAGGGCCCCGCCCCCAACGCACCUGGAGCAGGUCUGGGGACGGCGGCCGGGAGGCUGCAGCUGAUGGCAAAGCUGGCUGAAGGCUCGGGGCUGCAGCUCCCCGCCCCCGCCCAGGCCGCUCUGCAGCAGCUGAACGGG